AUGUCAAAGACAAAUAUAUUGAUGGAGAUCAAGGAUAUGAUGGAACUCAAAUGGCCUGUCAGGAUGAGGUCACCACCUGAAUCCAGGGACAUGAACAAGUACUGUGAUUUCCAUUGGGAUCAUGGGCAUAUCAUGGAGAACUGUAAGGCCCUGCAACGGGAGAUUGAAGCCCUUAUUAAAAGAGGACUCCUGAGUUCCUACGUCGGCAACGAUAAACGCCCGAGGAAUGAUCGUGGUAGGGAAAAAGCCCCUGAAGCAAAAAGGGAUGGUCAACCCAUUGCUGGAACCGUCAAUAUCAUCAUUGGGGGUAUUGCCUUGGGAGGAGACUCCAACAGUGGAAGAAAACAAUAUGCCCGACAAUAUGCCUUGGCCUCUGGAAUACCUCAUGGUAAGCUGGAGGAUAUUACUUUUGGAACCGGGGACUUGGAAGGUGUAUCACUUCCACAUGAUGAUGCCUUGGUCAUCUCAGCGAUUGUGGCCAAUUUUGAAGUAAAGAGAAUCUUGGUUGACAACGGGAGUGCGGCCAAUAUACUUUUACAAGAAGCUUUUGCCAAAAUGGAAAUCUCAUCUCAGCAGCUCAAAGCGGUUAAAACUCCUUUCCAAGGGUUUGGGGGAGGAGUUAUCACUCCAGAGGGUGUCGUCGAGCUUCCUCUAACUUGGGUUCUGGCCAGAAAUAGGUUACGGAGAUGA
Messenger RNA from Olea europaea var. sylvestris, 690 nucleotides. RefSeq lists its product as uncharacterized. The record is from RefSeq and is a predicted model, not a curated record. The coding region runs from base 1 to 690 and encodes 229 amino acids. The transcript has a single exon. Lineage: Eukaryota; Viridiplantae; Streptophyta; Magnoliopsida; Lamiales; Oleaceae.